UAUGGUGGCAGCCGAUAGUCGACUAGCAAGAUAGUUGCAUAACUCGAAGAGCUGUGUUUAAAUAUUUUUAAUGCAAUUUUAUAUUGUAAGGUUGAGGAAACUAUUUGAGAAGUGGCCGGGAAAACGAAUAUUCCGUGAGUAUCGAUUUCUGCCGAUAUUUUUCUUCUUGGGAGCGGCCUUGGAAUACUCUAUGAUCAACUGGCAUGUGGGAGAGGUUAACUUUUACAAGACGUAUAAACGUCGAAGAAUAAACGAAUUAGUGGAGGAGAGACUACAGCAGGAGGCCUAAAUUUACACAAAUUUUCUACUGGGACUUUGACGUAUAAUGCCAGCUGGGUUGUCCUGGCCACGCUAUAUCAUGUUCUGUACAACAACAUUGGUUACAAUGCUAGCCGGCGCACAGUGUGUUCAUCAAAUCUACAAACCGCUCGGCGAUCUGGAAGAUCUCGUCGAACAAGAGUUAAAGGAGAGACGGAAGAAGCUACAGAAGAAAUAAUAUCAGAAGAAUGUACUAGUGUAUAAUAAAUAAUUGUUCUUAU
Formica exsecta is the source of this 539-nucleotide messenger RNA. RefSeq lists its product as uncharacterized. The record is from RefSeq and is a predicted model, not a curated record. NCBI's taxonomy places the organism in Eukaryota, Metazoa, Arthropoda, Insecta, Hymenoptera, Formicidae. Gene Ontology annotation, biological process: mitochondrial respiratory chain complex III assembly. The transcript has a single exon. Bases 326 to 496 code for a protein of 56 amino acids.